AUGACUACGCCACCCGUUCUGCACCGCAGUGCGCGGGCAAUCAGCCCGAGUGAAUUCCUCGAGGCUUUGCGGGCAACAUGCCCGCCGCGCUUCCCAGCCAACCGGGCGCGCAUUCAUCGGCCCAUUGCUCUGGCUGUCAGUGGCGGCGUGGACUCUAUGGCCUUAGCCUACCUCUGUUCUAAAAUUCGGCCGACGGACUGCUGGUUCAAGGUGGCAGAUCACCCGGUUAGCAGUCCUUACGCCAUCAUCAUUGACCACGGGCUGCGUGAGGGGAGCGAUGUUGAGGCUUCCAACGUCUCCAGACUGCUUAUGGAAAAGCUAAAGAUUAAGUCCAGCGUGAUCAAGUUACGUUGGGACCCGUUUCUGCCCUAUAAGGGCGCUAACCCGAACGAGCUGCCCAACAUCGAGACUCUGGCGCGGUAUCUGCGUUACCGGGCUAUUGGGAAUAUGUGCCGAACGCAGCACAUUUCCUCCCUCUUUACAGCUCAUCACCAAGAUGACCAGUACGAGACUGUGUUGAUGCGGGUCCUGUCGGGCCACGGGUACCGCGGCCUGCAGGGUAUGCGGCCGUCGACCGAUAUCCCCGAAUGCUAUGACUUGCAUGGCGUCUACCGCAGUGGCCUUGUCGACGACCAGCGCCGGCGCCAUCCCUUUUACGUCCUGCGUCCAACCGGUAAGGAACGGAAGAAGAUGCGGAAAGAGAUGAAAGAUAUGAUUGACCCUGAGGUGUUCGCUCAGGAACUGGAAGAAGGGCUGAGAGCAGACAUGGCCGGCAUAGACGCCUACCUUGACGAGCAGGAUCCUGUUGUUAAGGAUGUGGAGCGCGUUCCGCCUUUGACCCCCAUGGAAUUCGAGAACGGGGGGGUCAUGGUCUACCGGCCCCUGCUGGGCUUCUCCAAAGACCGCUUGAUCGCUACGUGUCUGGAAAACGAUAUCCCUUGGUUCGAAGAUCAUACCAACGCCGACCCGACGCUGACCAUGCGCAACGCGGUGCGGCACAUGUACAAAAAUUACACCUUGCCUGUGGCUCUGCAAAAGCCGUCCAUUCUCUCCCUUGCCAAGCGAUGUCGGGAUAGGGUCAUUCGCGAGGAAGCGGAGGCUGCCAGGACGCUGCGUAAUGCUCACAUCCACUUAUUUGAGCCAAAUACAGGCACGCUUGUGAUAACAUUUCCUAAGUUUUCCUUCCCGAGCGUACCCCGGAGAUCAGCAUCGUCUCCUGCGGCCCGCCAGCGGCGUGUGGCGCACUACCGUCUCAUCGCAGGUCUCAUGUUGCGCAAGCUGCUCUCCAUGGUAACCCCUGAACGAGAACUCAGCCAGGUCGCACAGUUGGACCAUUUAAUCAACAUGAUCUUCCCGGAUCUCGUCGAAGAAGGCAUACGCCCGCCAGAUCCGAAGCCAUACGUCAUCUGCGGUGUGCACUUUGUCCCAUUAGAAGGGCGCGGCCCUAUCCGCUGGCAGCUCACAAGAGCACCAUAUGUCUCGCACGCUCCUCGCCCACAAAUCGAGUUCAAGAAGCGUCCCCUGCGCCAACGCGUUGGUAAGCACCCGAGCGAGUGGGGUUGGAGUGUAUGGACACAAGCCCAGCUCUUUGAUGGACGCUACUGGGUGCGCAUCCGGCAUCGAUUCCCCUGCCCUGUGCGGGUAGCGCCCUUCGAGAUGGAGCAUCAAAAGCCGUUUCGGGAGGCUCUUGGUGAGGAGCAAAAGAAAGAACUAGCUUCCAAGCUGAAGAAGCAUGCUCCAGGAAAAAUCAGGUAUACAUUGCCUGCGAUUUAUGCGGCGAUUGAUGUAACCGAGCUGAUAAACGGGGGUGGCUGGUGGCCGGAAUGGGAUAAUGUUCAGGCGCAGCUGAAGUAUAAAGCGCAGAUGGAGGCGAGGAAAUUGGAAGUAGAGAGAUCGAGUGUGCAGAUGCAGCAACAGAACCAGUAUGAAAAGCGAGAGCCGACUUCUUCUAACCCUGCCGCUGAUGGCGCUCAAGCACCAGUGGACAAGAUCAUAGUCACAGAAUCCGCGAUACCUGAGGCUGGCCAACGAUUCGGCCUUCUUUCAGAACCCGCAGCCAAGGUAUCGAAAACAGCUAUCCCUAUCACCAAUCAAACAGGACAAUUGACUCCUGCAACAUCGCCAUCACAACCAAUAGAUUCGCCAACACCUACCAACAGCAAGCAAAUUUCUACCGCUGAACCAAAGGAGACCUCAUCCACUUCAACAGCAUCACCAACAGCUAUAACCCCCUACAACGAACCCACACCUCUUGUCCCCAUCGACCCCUUUGCAAAACCAGUCCUUCACAUAGUCCCGACCCGCCCACGCCGCCUCUCCGACUGGGAACAAGAGCUUCUUGCCACAUCGACCCCGAAACUCUUGGCUCUGCCCACACUCAGCAUCGCGAUCCCAGGAGUCGAGAAGUGGCUUGAGUGGGAGGUCAUGUACAAGAAGGUUGACGAUGAUUUGCUGAGGUUAAGUGAAGAAGGAGAAAGGGAUGAUUGGAAGACACGGAGGGCGGUUAGGAGGGAAAUGAUCAACAGGUAUAGAAAUAGAGCUCGAAUUAUGAAGAGGCGACCGAAGGAGACGGCGAUGAUGAAGAAAGAGAAAGAGACCAAGAAAGACGAGUUAGACGGGGGCUUGGUGCCUAAGUUUUGGGGAAUGACGCUCUAUGGGUGA
This is a messenger RNA of Thermochaetoides thermophila DSM 1495, 2661 nucleotides long. RefSeq lists its product as uncharacterized. The record is from RefSeq and is a predicted model, not a curated record. Gene Ontology annotation, molecular function: ligase activity, forming carbon-nitrogen bonds; ATP binding. Lineage: Eukaryota; Fungi; Ascomycota; Sordariomycetes; Sordariales; Chaetomiaceae. The coding region runs from base 1 to 2661 and encodes 886 amino acids. Gene Ontology annotation, biological process: tRNA processing. The transcript has 2 exons.